Messenger RNA from Gastrolobium bilobum, 1070 nucleotides. RefSeq lists its product as uncharacterized. The record is from RefSeq and is a predicted model, not a curated record. The transcript has 2 exons. The annotation marks the transcript as partial. Lineage: Eukaryota; Viridiplantae; Streptophyta; Magnoliopsida; Fabales; Fabaceae.
AUGCAGAAGGAAAAAGAUGCAAAUUCUGAACCUGUUCAGAAUUCUAUUGUUCAUGACAGCCCCCAAGGGGCUGCGCAUAGUGACCCCUUGCCCAUUCUAGUUGAAUCUGACAAUCAGACCCCUAUAGAUGAGCCUUUAAGGAAUAUUUCCAUGGAAAAGUCCAUGCCAAAGGGUCAACCAACCAAGUCAAAUGUUGAGGCACCAGUUGUCAAAAACAGACCCCUACCACCUUUUCCUCAAAGGUUACAAAAACAGAAGCAAGAUAAUCGGUUUAGGAAAUUUUUAGACCUCCUAAAACAGUUGCAUGUCAACAUUCCAUUUGUGGAUGCAUUGGAACAAAUGCCCACUUAUGUGAAACUCAUGAAAGAAAUUAUUUCAAGAAAAAGGAGGCUAGAAGAGUUUGAGACUGUUGCUCUUACACAAGAGAGCAGUCAAUAUCUGCUUAGUAAGAUACCUCCUAAACUAGGAGACCCAGGAAGUUUUACAAUCCUAUGUACCAUAGGAGACCAUUAUAUAGGCAGAGCUUUGUGUGAUGUAGGUGCUAGUAUCAAUUUAAUGCCUCUGAGUGUGUACAAAAAGCUGAAGGUAGGAGAGCCAAAUCCUACCACUGUCACCUUGCAGUUGGCUGAUAGGUCCCUAGUUUAUCCUGAAGGGAAAGUAGAGAAUGUCUUGGUGAAGGUAGAUAAGUUUAUUCUCCCAGCUGAUUUUAUAAUCUUAGACUAUGAGGAAGACCGAGAGGUUCCAAUUAUUUUGGGAAGGGCUUUCUUAGCCACUGGUGGGGCUGUCAUAGAUGUAAAGGAGGGUGAGUUGGCCAUGAAUGUGAAUGUCAAAGAUAAAUUUUUGCGUGAGUCUUCAUUAGACUCUUUACAAAAUUCUGGUUUUGAGGGUCUAGAAAUCAGUCAAACUGAUUCUGAGGAAGUAGUUAAGUGGUUAAAUUCCAGAACUGAUGUGGUUUGGAAAAAUAAAAAAUUUGAGUCUUUGGAAUUAGCAAAGAGAGGGUUAAAACUUCCUAAACCCUCAAUUGAAGAGCCACCUGUAUUAGAACUCAAGCCUCUGCUGAAUCACCUUAG